GCCAGCUGUGCCCACACUGGCAGGGUGCCCCAGUAUCCAGGCAUCCAGGAGGAGCAGCGGGAUGGGGCAGAGGAGGUAAUGGCAGCUAGGUGCAACUGAGGACAUGAUGUAGUAAAAACGGUAAAUGCUAUUUCAAGUUAUUUUCUUUUGGGACUAGUUAGAGAAGGACUCUUGCAUUUUAGGGAUACAAGCUAUAGAGCAUGUCCCCUAGUGGGAUCGAGUCUAGAUGUCAUAAGAAGAGGUAAGAAAUGGUUAAUUUUAAGUUGUUCUUUCUUACUGGAAUAAGAUGUUUUAAAAUGUGCUAUUAGUCUGUGUUACUAAUGGCAUGGCACCACGGACUGGGAGAGUUAAGGACGAUGUAGGUGUAUUGUGCCUUAUGGUUCUGGGAGCUCAAGGUGCAGCGACUGAACCUGGUGAUGUCCUUCUUGCUUGCACGGUCCUGGGGUGACACAGAGAAGUUAAACAGCUUGGAGGAAGCCUCACAGCUGUUGAGCGGAGGAGUAUAUUGAGCUGGAGUUGUGAACACCCACCCUUUGGCUGCAGAACCCGUGGCAGUCUGCGGAAAACCAAGCCAUCCGGCCCUGGCACGCCUGGACUCUGAGUCCGGUAGCAGCGAUGUGCACAGCUGACGGGAGUCUGGUCUUGCAGCAGACCUCUCUUCUCCCCAGGGUGUAGAGCAAUAAAGGCAGACCUGACAAUCCUACAGCAAGAAGGGGCUCCGGCGCACGCUCCGCCGCAGGGGGGCGCCCCUGGCCGGCCGCUGCUAGGCGAUCGGUCCCCGCCACAGGGCCCGUCGCCUGCGAGAAGAUGUCGCUGUCCAGCGGGGAGCGCCCUGCGGGUCUAGGGACCCGCCUGUCCUGGCUGCUAUGCUGCAGCGCCCUGCUGUCCCCGGCCGCCGGCUACGUGAUCGUGAGCUCCGUGUCCUGGGCUGUCACCAACGAGGUAGACGAGGAGCUGGACAGCGCGUCCACCGAGGAGGCAUUGCCCGCGCUGCUGGAGGACUCGGGCAGCAUCUGGCAGCAGAGCUUCCCGGCCUCGGCACACAAGGAGGACACGCACCUGCGGCCUCGGGGCUCCGCCCGCGCCAGGCCCUCACCGACCCCGCGUGGAAUGUUUUCCUACCGGCGGGAGAGCGGCUCAUCCGCAGCAUCCCCUGGCCCGAGGGUGAGUGCCGGCACCGCCCGCUCCCUGGUCCACGCCAGUUCCUGGGGCUGUCUGGCCACCACGUCCACCCAAGAAAAGAUCCAAGGACUGCCCUUUGGGAGCUGCCUGGCCAUUAGCGAUGGCCCUGUCCACAACAGCACGGGGACCCCCUUCUUCUACAUGACAGCCAAGGACCCAGUGGUGGCGGACCUGGUGAAGAACCCCAUCGCCUCAUUGAUGCUGCCGGAAUCUGAAGGAGACUUUUGCAGAAAAAACAUUGUCGACCCAGAAGACCCUCGAUGUGCCCGGUUAACACUCACUGGCCGGAUGAUCACAGUACUGCCAGGAGAGUUAGAGUUUGCCAAGCAAGCCAUGUUUUCAAGGCAUCCAGGGAUGAGAAAGUGGCCCCGCCAGUAUGAAUGGUUCUUCAUGAAGAUGUGGGUAGAACACAUCUGGCUUCAGAAGUGGUAUGGGGGUGUAGCCAACAUCCCAAGGGAGGAAUACUUCAAAGCAGCCCCAAGAAAGGCCUGAUGGUAACACAAAAGUCCUAGGCUUUGCAUUAAAGUGAAGACCUUUGAAGUGAAGAAGCCAGACAGUCACCGACUGGUGUCCCUGUUGAAGGGUGCCUAGCAGCCCUGUCAUCCUGCAGCAGAAUGAGAGAGGAUGAACAGGGAACCUUGGGCUAGACUUCAGAUUCACUGGAGUGGUCCUUUGUGGAUCCACCGUUCGUACAGGCACUUCACAUAGAAAGAUUUUGUUUCUGCUGUACUCAAUCCAAACACACACAUUUGGAAAUCAUGGUGGUCAAAAGGGAAGUGGUAGUUGCUGAUCCUUUCUUUCAAAAAAAAUUAAUGAUCGUAUGUACCAUGUUAUUGCCUUGUAUCAUGAGAACAUCAUGUUACUUACUAUCCGAAAGCGAUGCUUUGAAUGGAAGCUCAUUGCAUUCAAAGAGCUGAAUGUGCACCACAUUGUGUUGCUGUGGGUUCAGGGAAAGGUGGAAAGUUUUCUCUCUGAAGGUUACUCACUAGAUGUCACAGAAUUGCCGAUGCAUUUUCUAGAACAUAUUGGUCACUUGGGGAGCCUUUUUCCCCCAUUGUAGUAUAGCAGGUGGAGGAAGAAGGUGAAGCUUUGCACACACCCUGUUCUGGAUGGGCAGACCAUUAGCGAGAAUGGGGUAACCAUGGCAUAGUGCUUUCUAGGUCCCCACUGUUAAUAUUUCUGGUAGAAAGUGCCCCUCUACCACUCAUGAGAUGCGACAUCCAAAAUAAGAAGCGCCUCCUUCCACAUGAUGUAGUGAAGGCAGGGGAGAGAGUCAAUAGAGAAAGCAAAGGCCAUGUGCAAGAGAAGGACCUCCCCUGGGGGUCUACUCACUGCCCAACCCUGGGCCAGACCCUCAACAGAAGUCGCCUCAGUUAAGUUCCACCGAGGAAGAUGUGUGUCCUUAGUGUUCCCUUCAGACAGGGAGGCUGAGGCUCAGAGAGGUCCAGUGGGUAUCCCCAGCUCAGAUUCCUGGAUUCACUGCACAUAAAGGAUGGGGUGCUACCUCCACAUUUUCCAGUUUUAAAAUGAAGGAGUUACACAGGUAGUCAUCCAGCUGGGAUUGUGAUUAUAAAGGAGAAUGACCAACUUGCCUGGAGGUCGCUUGUCACUGCUGAGGGUGUCAGGAGUGCAGGCAUAGGGAGCACACUUUGAAGUUUUUCAACAAAUCAUUUACAAGAGUUACUGGCAUUUAGAAGACACUAGACUGAAACUGUGUGUUUACCUGAGGCCUGAUUGGACCAAAGCAUGCACCACCAAGGCCAGAAAGGAUCUAACAGAAUUCAUGCUUUCUACCUUUCCAUAAAGGCUAGAAACUCUCUUUAGUGGAUCGGGUAUGUUAUAUAACUUAAAAUUACAUCACUAAUGUAGAAAAUAUACACAUUAUUAAAACAAAGCAAUUUUGUUUAACAAAAUAAGACACAAACAGAGUUUCUGUUGCCAAAAUAUUUUUAAGUACUCCUUACUAGAAACCUAGUAAGCUGCACAAUUUUUUUAUUUGACUCAAUCCAGCUCAUAAGAGUUCCCAACAAUCAUUAUUUCUAAUGUGUAGUCAUAGGGUAGCUUUGCUAAAGAUAUUUUUUAUUUCAAGUUUAAAAUUAUUGCUACUCCCAAUUUAGAAUAAUAUGGGGAAGGGUGCUAGAAGAGCAAACACCUGUUAAAGGAACUCCAUAAAUCAAUCUCAAAUAACAAUCCCUGAAGUAUCACUGCUUCUCAGGCUGAAUUACUGAUAUUCGUUUGUUAGCCUGUAUGGUCAGGUUCUUUUUAUGGAUGGUGUUUCAAAGCUUUGAAGAGCAGGUUCCACUUAGAAACACCAUAAAUCAAGACUACAAGAAAUGACUUCUGAAUAGACCAGACAGCAAGAACAAUAUUGAAAGCUCACGGGCUUGAAACAGAAUUUACACUGAAUUGAAAUGUGCAGGACUGAAUUAGAAGUUUUAGAAAUAGCAAUAAGGCAAGAAAAAUUGAAUGCAUACAAAGUGGAAAGAAAAAAAAACACAUUCUUAUUUUCUUUUUUUUUGUUUUUUAUUUUAUUUUUUUAAAUAUUUAUUUAUUCAUUUGUUAUGUAUACAAUAUUCUAUCUGUGUGUAUGCCUGCAGGCCAGAAGAGAGCAUCAGACCUUAUUACAGAUGGUUGUGAGCCACCAUGUGGUUGCUGGGAAUUGAACUCAGGACCUUUAGAAGAGCAGGCAAUGCUCUUAACUGCUGAGCCAUCUCUCCAGCCCCAACACAUUCUUAUUUUCAAUGACAUGAUUAUCUACACAGAAAAUUGCAAAUAAUCCACUUUUUAAAAGUCAACAAGCCAAGGUUGGAAGAUGGCUCAGAGGUCCUGGCUGCUCUUUCAGAGGUCCUGAGUUCAAUUCCCAGCGACCACAUGGUGGUUCACAACCUUCUAUAAUGAAAUCUGAUGUCCUCCUCCAGUGUGCAGGCAGAACAUUUUUUUUUAAAUAUUUAUUUAUUUAUUAUGUAUACAAUAUUUUGUCUGUGUGUAUGCCUGAAGGUCAGAAGAGGGCACCAGACCUCUUUACAAAUGGUUGUGAGCCACCAUGUGGUUGCUGGGAAUUGAACUCAGGACCUUUGGAAGAGCAGGCAGUGCUCUUAACCACUGAGCCAUCUCUCCAGCCCCAGGCAGAACAUUUUAUACAGAAUAAAUAAAUAAAAUUUUUGGAAAAAAAAAUGUCAACAAGCCUAAAGGACACAGGAAGGUCUUAGGAGACAAGACCAGCACACAAAAUUCAAUCCAAUUUCCAUGUGUUAAAAAACAGACAAAAUUAAAAGUGUCACUCCAAAGAAAAUUAAAUUAUUUGGGGUAUAAAGUUAACAAAUUAUGUGUGGAAUCUAUAUGAUGAAAAAAUAUUUUUAGUGCUAACAAAAGUAAUCAAAGACUUAAACGAGUAAGAUGUACCAUGUUCGUGGAUUAGAAGACACAAAGCAGAGUUGAGAUCAAUUCUUCUUAACUGGGCUCUGGGUUGGAUUCGUUUCUAUGAAAGCCCCAGCAAAAUUUUGGUAAACAUAUCUAAGCUUACUAUAAAAGUUGUGUUGUAAAUAGGAGUAUAGCUCAGUGGCAUAGCAUUUGCCUAGCAUGCACAAAGCCCUGUUUAAUCCCAAGCACCACACACACACACAGAUAGUUACAUAUUCCAAGGUGUGUAGUCUUUGAAAUAGUUUUUAAAAUUCUUUUAAAAAGAGAAGUAGGAGAAAUUCGUCGAACCAAUGAGGAAGAUCUAUUGUAUAUCAAUACUAUUCAAGACAGUUUGUUUUUAAUAGAAUCAUGGAUCCAUGGGACAAAACAGAGAAUCUAGAAAUGGAUCAAGUGUGGUGCAUUGAAUUUUUGUUUGUUUGUUUUUUCUAGACACGGUUUCUCUGUAGCUUUAGAGACUGUCUUGGAACUAGCUCUUGUAGACCAGGCUGAACUCGAACUCACAGAGCUUCACCUGCCUCUGCCUCCUGAGUACUGGGAUUAAAGGCGUGCUCCAUGACUGUCUGGCCGAAUUAUUUUUUUUUUUUUACAAAGGUAGAGGUUUAACAUGCGAGGACAGCCUUUAACAUUUGUGAUAGGGCAUGUGGACACCAUAGUGAGCCCUGGGCUAACCUCAGACCUUACAUACAAACUAAAUCAAUGGAGCUCAUGUGUGUAAGCACAUGAAUGUGAAACUACCAUGCAAUAGAAAGAAUCAGAAAACUUCAGGAACAAGGGCUCAACAGAGUGUUUUUGUACUUGAUAACAAUAGUGCAAUCCAUCACAGGAAAUUUUGAUAAGUUAGACCUAUUAAAAUGUAAAAGUUGGGUUAUACAAAGGACUCUGUUAAGAGGAUGAAGAGACAGAUGAUGGUGGCAGAAUGUCUGCAGACCACACAUCUGGCAAAAUCCUAGUGUUGAGAGUAUAUGCUAAUGUCUGCAGACUACACAUCUGGCCAAGGGCUAGCAUUGAGAAUAUAUACAAAUGUCAAGAAGGGUGUAAAGGAGACAGAUAGUGAUAUAUGCUGUGCUGGGAACAUCAGACGGAACAGGGACUGGAAAGUCUCUUGGCUGUUUCCUAAAACACUAAAUUUGAGACUGUCUACCAACCAGAAACUGAAAAUUGGUCCCACAGAAAUGAAAACGUAUAUUCAUUCACACAAAGACUUUCAUAAUAGAGAGCCAGGAGGAUGGUUCAGCAAGACUCUUACCAGGCAACUCCGCUGACCAGAAUUCAAUUCCUGAAACCCACCUAAAACAGUAAAAAGAGAGAACUGGCUUCACAAGGUUGGCCUCUAACCUCCUCAUGCACACUGCUGCAUAAUACACACACGCACACACACACGAAAAAAAUAACAAAAACACUUCCACAUGAAUUAUUCAACAUUAGAAAACUGGAAUUGGAAUCAGCUGGGCAUGGCGGUACACAUCUUUAAUACCAGCACUCGGGAGGUAGAGACAGGCAGAUCUUGGUGAGAUCAAGGCCAGUUUGGUCUACAUAGCAAGUUUCAGGACAGCCAGGGCUACAUAGAAAGACCUUGUCUCAAAUUUCUCUCUCUCUCUCUCUCUCCUGAAAUCAACUAGAUGCCCAUUAAUCUGGUGGCGAAUUAUUUAUACCAUAGAAUACUACUCAGUAACAUAAAGGAGCUAAUUAUUAAUACAAGCAGAAGCUUGAGGAAUCUGCAGAAAAUUAUGCUAAGUGAUUUAAAAAGCCAUGUAGAGCAUUCGCUUUAUUUAAUUCCAUUCAUGUAACAUUUUGAAUGCUGUGAUUUUUCUGGAAGGAGCACAGAAUGAGACAGGAGAACAGAAUUUGAACGUGACUGUAAGUGGAUAAUGACAGAUUCUUAUGGUGAGGAAGCAGCCAUAGCUUGACCUAAGUCAAUAUUAAAUUGGAGAAACUGGGUAAAAUGAACAUGGGACCUCUUUGUAUGAUUUCUUAAAACUGCAUCUGAAUCUUAAUUAUCUACAACUAUCUCAGCAUCUGCAGUUGCCUCAAAGGGAGAAUUUAAUGGAAAACUUGCUGAAAUCAGUUCUUUAUGCCAUCUCACCUGCGAGUUCCUAACAGAAUGAAGAACACAGCAAAGAGCGACAUAACAACACCUAGCAGAAAGGAGACAUGUCUUUUGUUAAUCACUGAUAUACAUAUUUGUGAGAGCCGUGUAACCCUUCUUUUAAAAGCUUUUUAAAUGUAUUUAAUUUAGUGCUGAACAGAAAUUACUAAGGACCUGACGGGGCUGGGGUGGAGCCCAAUGGAGCACUUCUAUAGCAUGAAGGGCUGGGAGUGACUCCAAGCAUCAUGACAAAGAAAAUUGGAUGGAUGUGCUGUCCAGAUUUUCUGUGGGACAUUUACGAGAGAUGAAUGUCUUCAAGUUUCUAAUAUAUACUUGCUGAGUAAGUGUGAUAAGUAACUGAGUUUGUAAAUAAGGUUCUUUCACCAUAUUAUCAGCAACCAUUUUCUAAUUACCAAGAGGGGCUGGUCUUUGCUUUCUCCUAAUGAGACAUCUAAAGUAAACCAAGACCCCUAUAUGUUUGUCAUGGCCUCCAACAGCUAUGGAGCUGGCGCUUUGUGAAAUUCCGUUACCGUCAAUGACCACACGGUACAUAUCGACUCUUGGUGACCAUGUUGUUUUAGGAUUGAAAAAUGUUCCUGAAAUUGUCCCCAAAGCCUUGUAUUUCAUCUUUAAUAACAUAGGUGUCACCAGUGAAGUAUUUAUUGAUGGUAAAAUUCUCUAGAAUACCUUAUUGAUGUUUGUUUGAUUGUAAUAGCAAGUUGCUUAUGGGAAACUUCGUUACGACAGUUAUAGUUUGCCUGUCUUGUGUAAGGCAUGUGGAGUGUGGUCUGUCUUCACACUAGGUAUGCCUGCCCAUUUUGUCAAAAACUGUUUCAUUCCCAAUACAGUUUCUGUGCUUGCCUGUGCUAUUCUAACUGUGUCGGGAUAUUUGUGCAUAGUCUUUUAUAUGAACUGUUAUAAAUUAACAUUAUUAGAUUCCUAAGAAAACAGAGGCUACUACAACGCAGCCGCUGAAGACUGUCCAGCAGAAAGGAAAGAACGAGCAGGCGACUUUUGUUAGGACCUUUUUUUUUUUUUUUGCUGAGACUGAGCGGAGCUUGCUGUCUUGCCCAGGCUGGUCUUGAACCCUAGGCUCAAGCAGUCCCCCAGUGAGCUUGAACUCUCAUGGCUUGCCGUGGAUCCUGGCUGCUAUGAUUUCACAAGGCUCUGAGUUACACAAACUUUAUUUGCUGACUUAGAGGUACUGCUGUAAAUUCUGUAAAUACUGUUGGAGAACCCAUUCCUAACAGGAGCUGUGGGCAGUUGACCGCCAUUCUUUUUGGGGGCAUGGGCCACUGUUUGCACCCACAGACAUGAACAUACAGGCAACACUACAUGGGUUUAGGGGGCUUUCCUUUUAACUAAACAAAGAAAAGAGGGCAUGAAAUUGAGAGGUGGCCUA
Messenger RNA from Chionomys nivalis (European snow vole), 8090 nucleotides. RefSeq names its product cellular repressor of E1A stimulated genes 2 (gene Creg2). Lineage: Eukaryota; Metazoa; Chordata; Mammalia; Rodentia; Cricetidae. The transcript is spliced from 4 exons. The record is from RefSeq and is a predicted model, not a curated record. The coding region runs from base 808 to 1674 and encodes 288 amino acids.